UCUGGCUGGAUUUGAUCAGCAGCUUUGUGGAGAAGCCAGCCUGUCCUUGCCUGCCCGUGCAGGCAUCCCUUUUGCUUGCGGAGGGGACAGUGCCUGGCUCUGGUGUCACUGACUCAGCUGGGACCUUCCCAGCACAGAUGCAGCGUCUGAUGCUGGCGUGGGGACAGAUCUGCUCCUGUUCCGUGUGCUGGAGAUCCCCCCGGCCAUGGCUCUGAUGGCUCCAGCCUGCAGGAGGAGGGAUGAGGGGACAUGGAGUGGCCUUGUGCCUCCAGAGCCGAGCCGUCCUGGUGCCUUAUCGCCCGGGGCAGGCGGUGGGGUGGCACGUGUCCUUGGGUGAUUAUCUGCAUCCAGGAGGAGCUGACUUUGCUCCCCAGCAGCAGGGCAGGACCUGGCCGAGCAGCUGCAUCCAUCUGGUCCUAGAGAAGCUCACUGCUCCCCUCCUCUCUUCCCAGUUCGGCUGGGCGGCCACGCAGAUCUCCCACCUCUCUCUCAUCCCUGAGCUGGUGACCAGUGACCAUGAGAAGGUGGAACUCACAGCUUUCAGGUAUGCCUUCACCGUCAUGGCCAACAUCACUGUGUACGGCCUGGCCUGGCUGCUGCUGAACCUGCAGGUGGAUCAGCCUGAGCGCACAGAGCACCUGGGCAUCCAGGAUGUCUCUGUGUUUCGGAACCUGUCCCUCAUCGUGGUGGGGCUGGGGGCCGUGUUCUCCCUCAUCUUCCACCUGGGCACCAAAGAGAAGCUGCACCCGCUGGGCUCUGUGUCGCAGCCCCAGGAGAGCACACCCCUGCUGCAGAAGGAGCCCACGAGGUCCCCACGCUCACUGCUGGUCUGGAAGGACUGGCUGCUGGAGCCCUCCUUCUACCAGGUGGCAGUGCUCUACAUGGCCACUCGGCUCAUCGUCAACCUGUCCCAGACUUACAUUGCCAUGUACCUGACCAACUCACUGCUGCUGCCCAAGAAAUAUAUUGCCACCAUCCCUCUGGUGAUGUACAUCAGUGGCUUCCUCUCCUCCUUCCUCAUGAAGCCUGUGAAUAAGUGGAUAGGUCGAAAUCUGACGUACUUUGUGGGCAUCCUGGUGAUCCUGGCCUUCGCCUCCUGGGUGUCCCUGAGCAGGGAGAUGGGAGCAGAGAUCUACGGGGUGGCCGUGCUGCUCGGGGCUGGCUCCGCUACCAUCCUGGUCACGUCCCUCUCCAUGACUGCUGACCUCAUUGGGACCAACACGCACAGCAGUGCGUUUGUCUACGGGGCCAUGAGCUUCACGGACAAGAUGGCCAAUGGCCUGGCUGUGAUGCUGAUCCAGAACCUGCACCCGUGCCCGACUGAGCUCUGCUGCCCUGCCUGCGUCAGCUUCUAUCACUGGGUGAUGGUGGUGGUCACUGGGGGCAUUGCCAUGGCUGCCACCGUAUUUCUGUGCUGCAUCAUGAUCUGGCCCAUCCGUGUCCGCUUCCACGACAUUGCCCUGCAAGGACUGAACGAAGCAGGGAUGCAAUACGAUGACACAGAGUGCGCAGAGGACAGGAGCCUGAGCAGCACGGUCAACUGAGCGGCGCCUUCAGCCACAGCGCUGCCCACACUGCUGAGCCUCACCUGGAGGGACCCCACGGAGGGGACGGCAGCGGGACGGGGCCUCGGCGAGCUCUGCCUCCUCUCAGGACUCGACCCGCCGUGCUGUGGGGACGCGAUGAAGGCUGUCCCUGUGUGUUUGCACAAGUGUAACACUAAGAGGGCCGGGCUGCAGGCGCGCUGCCGGACGGGGCGCCCGGCCCUCGGCUCUAACUCGCUUUGUAAGGUCAGUGUGUACACGUAGCACUUUUUUUAAAGAAAAAAAGAAGGAACAAACACAGCUCACCUCUGAACUUGAAUAAAUGCCAGUGUUGGCAAAGCCCUGA
Molecule: messenger RNA, 1890 nt
Organism: Lagopus leucura (white-tailed ptarmigan)
Lineage: Eukaryota; Metazoa; Chordata; Aves; Galliformes; Phasianidae
Product: major facilitator superfamily domain-containing protein 12-like
Exons: 10
Coding region: 240-1544 (434 amino acids)
Biological process (GO): carbohydrate transport
Cellular component (GO): membrane
Molecular function (GO): symporter activity
Source: RefSeq, a predicted model, not a curated record